Neohortaea acidophila is the source of this 1662-nucleotide messenger RNA. RefSeq names its product acyl-CoA dehydrogenase/oxidase. The record is from RefSeq and is a predicted model, not a curated record. The transcript is spliced from 2 exons. Gene Ontology annotation, molecular function: acyl-CoA dehydrogenase activity; flavin adenine dinucleotide binding. The coding region runs from base 240 to 1541 and encodes 433 amino acids. NCBI's taxonomy places the organism in Eukaryota, Fungi, Ascomycota, Dothideomycetes, Mycosphaerellales, Teratosphaeriaceae.
GUCCAACUCAUAUGUUGUGGAGCCGUCACCGCCGACGUCGCAGCCCCCGCGGCCACAGCCCCACGUUGCGCGUGCACGGAUGGGGAAGCUCCGGCUAUCGACUGCCAGCGAUGCCCGAGUACACCGAGGUCGGGCUGGGGUUGGCAACGAUUGAUCAUGAUUUCAUAUAUGCAGCUGACGUCCCGCGGUGAAGGCGAGAGAGACUGGCCCUUUUCAUAUUCUCGCGUGGUGCAUUCAAGAUGGCAUUGUCACGAAGCUUCUCCAGGUGCUUGAGGGCCAACACGCUCCAUACUCGAUCAUCUCUUCUACGCCCUUCCCUCAACCGACUCCAGCACCGCACCUUCGUAGCAAAAGCAACCGAAUACCUCCCCGCCUACCCCGACCUCACGGAAUCAGAGCAGUCCGUCCGCGACGGCAUCGCCAAAAUCACCUCCUCCUUCCUGGAAGACUACUGGCUCCAAAUCGACAAAGCGCAGCGCUGGCCCUCGGAAUUCCAACGCGCCAUCGCCGACGCAGGAUGGCUGGGCAUUAUGAUGCCGACCGAGUACGGCGGGAGCGAGCUAGGCUUGAGCGAGGCGACGGUCAUGAUGCAGACCAUUUCCGAGAGCGGGGCCGGCAUGACGGGCUCGAGCAGUGUGCAUAUGAAUAUUUUCGGACUCGCGCCGGUUGUCAAGUAUGGGAAUGAGGAGCAGAAGGCGCGCUUUCUGAAGCCGCUGAUUGAGGGGCGGGAGAGGGCUUGUUUUGGGGUGACGGAGCCGAAUACUGGCCUCGAUACGCUGAAGUUGCAGUCUCUCGCGACGAAGCAGGGGGAUGGGAGUUAUGUGGCCAAGGGGAGCAAGAUCUGGACUUCGACGGCGCAGGUGGCGGAGAAGAUUUUGUUGCUGGUGAGGACGACGCCGUUGGCGGAGGUGAAGAAGAGCACGCAUGGCUUGACGCUGUUCUACACGGAUCUGGACCGCAGUGCGGUGAGUGUGACGGAGAUUGAUAAGAUGGGGCGCAUGGGGGUUGAUACGAACAUUCUGGGGUUCGAGGGGUGGAAAAUUCCCGAGAAGGAUCGGAUUGGCGAGGAGGGGGAUGGGUUUAAGUUGAUUAUGCAUGGGAUGAAUGCGGAGCGGAUUCUGGUUGCGGGCGAGGCGUUGGGGUUGGGAUAUGCUGCAUUGCGACACGCGAGUCGAUAUGCGAAAGAGCGGGUCGUGUUUGGGCGUCCAAUCGGGCAGAACCAGGGGAUUCAGCAUCCGCUGGCCAAGUCGUGGGUUGGGCUGGAAAGCGCGCGGUUAAUGGUCAUGCAGGCGGCGCGCAUGUGGGACGAAGGCUACGCGGCGGGCGAGUAUGCGAAUGCAUGCAAGUACUGGGCGGCGGAGAUGGCUUUUACGGCUUGCGAGACGGCCGUGUGCUCCAUGGGAGGCAUGGGUUAUGCCAAAGAAUACCACGUCGAACGCUUCCUCCGCGAAGUCAUCAUCCCCCGCCUGGCGCCCAUCAGCCGCGAAAUGAUCCUCAACUACAUCGGCGAAAAAGUGCUCGAGCUCCCGCGCUCCUACUAAUCCCCAAGAAACAUCACAUCCCCCCAAAUCAAUACAACGCAGGCUGCGGCUCCCCGGGCUUAGCAUCAUACGCAAUCCUCCCACUCGGCAGGAAGAAGAACGCGAUCCCCCGCCCGCCCCG